Molecule: messenger RNA, 759 nt
Organism: Rhodotorula toruloides NP11
Lineage: Eukaryota; Fungi; Basidiomycota; Microbotryomycetes; Sporidiobolales; Sporidiobolaceae
Product: tRNA specific adenosine deaminase
Exons: 4
Coding region: 1-759 (252 amino acids)
Biological process (GO): tRNA wobble adenosine to inosine editing
Cellular component (GO): nucleus; cytoplasm
Molecular function (GO): tRNA-specific adenosine-34 deaminase activity
Source: RefSeq, a predicted model, not a curated record
AUGAUACCGAGGGAGAUGCAGGAUGACCAGGAUCUCGCGUUCAUGGACCAGGCGGUGGUCAUGGCCGAGGAGGCUCUUACAGCUCGCGAGAUUCCUGUCGGAUGUGUUCUCGUCCACGACGGCAAGGUCGUUGCGCGCGGACGCAAUCGCACGAACGAGGGACGGAACGCGACCCUCCAUGCAGAGUUCGACGCCCUCAGACACCUCCUUCCCGACCGCUCGCAUGCUCAGACACCGGGCUUGACACGACCAUACACGCCGCAAGCGGAGGACGUGAUCGCAGCGGCGGCGGAGAAGGAGGGACCGGUCGCGGGAGGGAGGAAGAUCUGGCAGACCCCGCUCAAGGGCGUCGUGCUGUACGUGACCGUCGAGCCGUGCCUGAUGUGCGCGUCGGCGAUGCGUCAGGUCGGCAUCGAGAAGGUCGUGUACGGCUGUGCGAACGACCGGUUCGGUGGGACAGGCGGCGUCCAGUCGAUCCACUCCGACCCACGACUACUGUACGCUCCGCCGUACCCGGCAGUCGGCGGCUACCGGCGCGAAGAAGCGAUCAUGCUGUUGCGGCGGUUCUACAUCUCGGAGAAUUCGACAGCGCCAAAGCCGAAGAAGAAGUCGAAUCGCGUUCUCAAGACAGAGAUCCCUGGCGUCGUCUCAACUCCCUCUUCCCCUGCUUCCUCCCUCUCCCGAACUUCCACCCCGGCACUUUACCCCGAACCUACACCAGCGCCUGUCAAUCUCCCGCCACCCGUACCCACCGUCUAG